Messenger RNA from Prorocentrum cordatum, 6792 nucleotides. The record is from the annotation of a GenBank genome assembly. Lineage: Eukaryota; Dinophyceae; Prorocentrales; Prorocentraceae.
AUGUCGGAGCAGGAGUUCGCGGUGAGGGUGAACGACCAGUUGAAGUCCACGGAGUUGAGGCUAUGCGGCGCGCUCGGCAGGGACAAGAGGCAUGGUGCUCACAUGCGGGCUUUCUGGGCCUCGACAGUAUCUUUCUUCGUGGCGUUCGUGGGUUGGUUCGCCCUGAGCCCGAUCGCUAUCGAGGUGGUCCACAGCAUCGACGCUUGCGAAAACCAGCUCUUCCCACCGGUUGCGAACCCAGAGAGGAAAGCAUUCUUGAAGUUCAAGGCGAUCGCGUCGGGGAAGAAGUAUUGCCAGCAUGGGAAGAUCGGAGAGGAUAACGAUCCGACUGGGUGCCAGGAUGUGCCGCAGGACGUUUGGGACGAGAGUUGGGGCACGGUGGCGGAUAAUUUCGAAGUCCUCCCUAAGUGCGUUUGCAGCCCGGGCACGCACUGCGGUUCGACGAUCCUGUAUUCAAGCAUCACCUCGGUCGGCAUCACGAUCUUUGUGCGCGUGGCGCUCGGCACCCUCCUCGAGAGGUUCGGCCCGGUCAAUGUGCAGUCUGGCCUCCUGCUCUUCGGAGCCAUCUGGGUCUUCGCCGCGGCGGGCAUCUCGGCAGAGUGGAACUUCAUCCUCAUUCAAGGGGUGGAGUGGCCAGAUGGCUCGUGCAGCAUGCCGGAGUCAUGGCCCCUGAUCGUCGGCACUGAGUCCCGCGUCUGCGCGGAGCGCGCACACAUCGGGCACGACAUUGCCGCGACCGCCACGGGCAAGCGCGCUCGUACAGCGCAUGCUACCAACCAGGUGCUGUGCGAGGCCUUUUCUGCCGAACGAGCCGAUCGGGUGACCAUGGCGGAGAUCAACGUCACGGAGGUGUUCACUAAUGACGACGGAUGCAGUCAGGAGCGCGCGGAGAAGACCCUCAACGCGCUUGUCAAGGAGUGGGGACAACAGCUAGCCGACGGGCUCGCCGAGAAGAUGGAUACACCCUGCCAAGACCGAGUCCUUCAUGAGGACCUCUGGUAUUUCGGACCAGAUCCCCGUGCACCUCCUUUCCGGAAGCGCCAGCUCACCGACCUGCGGGAGGAGCUACAUCGAUCCCAACGGGUGGAGCUACAGGAGGACGCAGACACUCUCAACGCCAACUACGCACGCCCAACAGAUCACAGCGCCAUGGACGACAUUAAGCAGGCUACUGCAUGCAGCGCCGCCGAGGGGCGCCUGCGCGCCGCCGGAUUCGACUUCAACAAGCCACCGGACACACAUACGACGCCUCGCUCCAGCAUCGCCAUAUUGGCGGGCAUCGCGGGGCCAUCCGCCAUCGACAAGAUGAAGACCGACGACCUUGCGAGGCGGGCGCCUGCAGACAUCGAGAGGAAGCUAAACGCCAUGCCGAACUACGCAUUGCAAGGGAUUUUGCGCGAGUUGAAGCUCCCGGUGUCAGGCAUCAAGGUGGACCUUGUGGCGAGGAUCGUCAAUCAUUACAACCGUGGUUGGGACUUGUCUCGUUUUAACGUGAGCACGCGGCAGUGUUUCUUCGACAGCGGGGGCCGGCGGAUCCGCAUGAUGAUCGGUUGCGCGGGGGCCACGUUCGUCACAAAUCAGUUCUGGUGCUCCCUCAUGUUCGCCCCGAACGUGGUGGGCACCGCCAACGCGACCGCAGCGGGGUGGGGCAACCUCGGCGGCGGCGUCACACAGAUUUUCAUCGUGUGGUGCCUGUUCAAGCCCUUCCAGGAGAUGGGCGCGAGCUCUGACACGGCCUGGCGCCUGUCCAUGGUCGUCCCCGGUUGCGUCUUCGUCGCGGUUGCCAUCAGCAUGAAGCUGUUUUGCUGGGACAUGCCAACGGGGCCCCGCUUCAAGACCAGCGACACGGGCAAGACAUCAAACGCGUCGAUGUGGGACUACGUGGAGUGCCUGAAGGACCCCAGGAUCGUCAUUAUGAUCUUCCAGUACGGCGCCUGCUUUGGCACGGAGCUGGUCAUGAACGCGCAGCUGGCCACCCAUUUCCGCGUCUACUUCCAGAUGGAGGCCGGCGCUGCCUCUGCCCUGGCAGGCUCCUUCGGCCUGAUGAACUUGUUCGCGCGCUCAUUGGGCGGCAUCUUCAGCGAUUUUCUUUUCGCCAGAUUCGGUUUCUCUGGCCGUAUUUGGGCUCAGUUCCUCUGCCUUUUCCUCGAGGGCAUCUUCCUGCUCGGCUUCGGAUCUGUGGAGAACUCGCAGCCAUGGUACGUCGCCCUGGCCGUCUUGCUGUGUUUCUCUCUCUUCGUGCAGAUGACCGAGGGCACCAGUUACGGCAUCGUGCCGUUCAUGAACCCGAAGCAGCUCGCGUGCACAUCCGCGCUGGUGGGGGCGGGCGGGAACUUGGGCGCCGUGAUCGCCCUGUGGUGUUUCUACAACACCCUUGGGCCCAUCGACACCCUGCUCCCGUUCAAGGUCCACGGUGCCUACGUGAUCUUUUGGGCGAUGACCUCUCCGGCGUUCUACUGGGCCGACAAGGGCGGCAUGUUCUGCGGCGCCAGUGACCCCGCCUUCCAGAAACCCGCGCCCAAGGAACUCUGCGCGACCACGAAGGACGCCGACGACCAGCAAGUCACGAACUUUUACAUUCAGUCUGUGGCCCCCGCAGAUGGCACGAGCAACGCCAGGGCUUGGUGGACGCGCACCCGCACCGCAAGGACGUUGCGCUACGCCCAGGAUGGCUGGACCAACCUGCGCAGGUCGAGCGCUGAAUUUCUCGAGGCUAAUGAGGCCGCGGCCGAGCAGGCGCCGCAGCACGAGCACUUCUUGAAUUUCGGCAACUGCUUCGAGUGGCAGACAACGAACCGCCGGACACGGAUGCACGACGUCGUGCCCCUUAUCUGGGCGGCCGUAGUUCUUGCAGUGCGCGCAGACCCGCCCGUCUGCAGCGUCGGCAAGCUCGAGGCUCUUGUACGCCAGUCCAUCCUUGCCGCAGCUACGGCCGGAGACCUGAAGGAGGUGCCCGGCUCAAGGACUGCGCGGGCCCCGAGUCUGGCGGUGGGCGGCAUGGGUAGUCAGGCGGGUCAGAGCGGCGCGGAGAGGAGCGAAGGCCGGGCUGUGAACGCCGACGCAGCCGAGAGAUCGGGCGCGGCGCACGUGUACCGCGUUCGCGCAGUCGACAACGGGCACGUGUCCGCGGACGUGAGCCGGGGGGGUAGGGAGGAAGGGCUCACGAAGGCGGCAGGUCUCAUGAAAGACCACCCCACCGUGCCAUCGGUCUCUGUGUACGGAGAAACGCUGGAAGGCGAGUGCAUCUUCUCCCGUGGUGCCGUGGAGCUGCCGCGUGCACAUUGCGCUUUUCGAGGGUGCGGGUGGCGGGGAUCCAGCGAAGCGGAGCUGCGCGCACAUGUGCUGGGCGAACAUCGCGAGGCGUUGCGGCAUGUCGCGGAGACGCUCGCGUGCCAUGACGAAGACGAAGCCAAACGGAGUGAGACGCAGUGCUGGUCAGCGUACAACGAGGCGAUCGCCUGGAAAGUGCGCGAGGGGGCGCCUCUCGCUUCACUGGCGAUCGAUCGUCGAUGCCUACGCGAGUAUGCGCGAAGUCUGGGAGAGGACGCCGUUCACUCUCUCGUUUGCAUGGUGUGCGCGCGGAAGUUCCCCCGCGUGGAGGGCCGAAAGGGGAACCCGAUUGAAUGGCGCGCGGUGACGGCCAGCGGGGGCGGAUUUUUCGGUCUCCCCGACGCGUUCGUGAGAGACAACGUGACGGUGGACUCGUACCUGGAGCGGAUCGGCGAAGUAGAUGGCGCUGGGGAGGGGAGCAGUGGCGUGCACCUUCGAGACCGCAUGGACGAGUUCGAGGAUUGGCACGUGUGCGUGCCAUCAGGAGACGGGCCCAUGAGAGUGCUCUGCUGCCCGGAGGACAUGCGGUGCCACAGCGGCACGACGCACGCCGUGAAUAGUGCAUGCGCCGGUUGUGAAGCCCCGUUGUGCGGGGAGUGCGGGAACGCGAUGGCCGGGCCCGACGGAGUAAGGGAGGCGGCAGAUAUUUUGGAGAGCACGAAGACGAACGCCGUGGUAUGUGAGAAGAGCAGCUUCGACGAGGGAGAUAUCAAUGCGCAGCGGAUCGAGGCCGUGCGAACCUUCGUGCAACGGCUGGAUGAGGAGUGCGCGCACGGCGAUGCGAACGGGACGUCGGAUUCCAGCGAAGAAGAGGGCGGCGACGGGACGACGGAACGGGCGCGUAAACGCGUUCGCGUCCGCGAAGGGGCGGGCCCGGGGGCGGAGCAGACGUCGCGGGAGGCGGCGGAGCGCGUCAUGCUGGAGCAGACGACGACCGAAGGGAAGCGCGUGGACCGCCUUCGCGUGCGCACGGGAAACGUUAUGAUGGAUCAGUUCGAGCCCUGGGGGAAUGGGGCGCCGCGUGUAGAGCUGCCACUGUGGGUGCGGAUUAUGAGUCGCCGCGUCGAGAGCCAGUUGUGUCGCGAUUGGCAUUUCGGGUUCGUGUCGUGGAACCUCGUGUUCCGCUCGGCGGUGAACCUGAGCAGGACGUGGUUCACGUACGUGGCACCGAGCGCCACGGGCGAGGUGGAACAGCUGACGCCUGAGCAGAUCGGCGAAGGCGCCAAACAGAUUUACCGCGCGCUAGACAUGAAGUACGUGGACAUCAACGGCAGAAAGCAGAAGGUCAAGGGCGACAUGACGAAAGUUCGGCACAUGCCAAAUCUGGGGAAAGCCGCACACAAGCUCCUCACACACAUUGAGCACACGUCGCGGCGCUUGCCAGGUACACAGGAAGCUCGUCGUGUAAUGCGGUUUGAGACGAACGCUCUUCGAGUCCGGUAUGGCGUUCCAAUCUUCGUAACUUUAUCGCCCGACGAAGGCCACAAUCUGCUCAUGCUCCGCCUGUCGCGCACGCGAAGACAGGACCCCGUGCACGCGGCAGCAGAAGAUCAGGCGCAGUCACGAGUGGCGGGGGAUCGGGAGUGGCCGCGCGUAGCCCCCGACGUCGACGAGGCUCGCCUCGGUCUUCCGAUGGAUGCAGCACGGGCAGGAGUGCCGUCGUGGGCCGAGCGUAGACGCCUACUCGCGCGUGAUCCCAUGGCUAGCGUCGACGGCUUCCGCAUCAUAGUGGACGCGACGCUCCGGCACCUCUUCGGUCUGCGGACUUGCCCGAACUGCCCGCGAUGCAAUCACGCACAGGAGAGCGGAGACCUGUACGGCUUCUUGCCCAUCGCAGAGGGCAUGCCAGUCGCUCUGACUGAUCACAUCGAUCGCAGCGAGGACAAGAACCUCCUGCGCGGUCGCGUCGGCCGCGUUCAGUCUUGGGUUUGCGACGGGGACGCAGAGCACGAUCAGGCCACGCGGGUGGGUGAGACCAUUCUGAAGAAAACCCCGAAAGUGAUUUUUGUAUUGUUCGACGAAGGCGACGACGGAAAGGGCGGUCGGAAGCCGUGCAAGUGGACGAUCGGGGGAUUGAGGACGCCUGGCUUGCACCCGGUGGGUCCGCAAAAGAAGGAGUGGUUCGUGGACGAAGGUCGUCCGCACCCGCGGCUGAAGGGGCAAACUUUUAAGGAGGGUGUCAUAGUGGACCUGAGCAUCGGCGGGGGCACGUCACCUCUGUCGAGCUACGUGGCACUGACGCGGGUGCAGCGCCGUGAGGACAUGCUCAUCUUUCGCCCCUUCGACAUUGCGCCGUAUCAGAAGAAGGACGAACGGAAGGGCCCAGGCUUGUUGCUGCGCACGUUGCGCGGAGAAGACUUGGACUGGGAGGCGAUAGAGCUGGAGUUCAUGCCGUCUGGCAGGUGCGCGGUCUGCGGGUGCACGAAGUACAAGAACAUGUACCCAACGGUCGGGCAGUGGAGCCGCGCAGAUGGGCUCCGCGUGUGCAGCGUGUGCCUGGAAGAUAAGAAGAGGUCCGGCACGCCGUGGCAAUGCAUGGAGUGUGGUCUAUGGAAGUGCCAGGAGGCGUUCCACGCGUCACAGCACCACCCGUCGAAGUUGACCACGCGGCGUUGCGUGGACUGCCCCGAGAGACGGAGUUGCCGCGUGUGUGAUGGUCGGAAGUACGAAGAAGCGUUCGCGCCGUACCAGUGGGACCUUGCAGGGAACAGCCGGUGCAGAGGGGGGAUGUGCAAAGAGUGCGAGGAGUUGAAGACGCACCUGACGUGUUCCCGCUGCGGCAUGGAGAAGUUGGUGGACGAUUUUGCGAGGAUUGAGAGGAACGCAGAGGAGCGGAAGUGCAAAGCGUGUAAGAAAUCAAUGAGAGAGGAAGAAAGACAGCGCGCCGAGGAAGGGAAACGGAGGGUAUGCUCGAAAUGUGGGGAGUCGAAGAGUAAGGCGGAGUUUUCCGCUCACAUGUGGUGCAUCGCCUCCAAAGAGACCAUUGCAUGUACCCAGUGCGUCCAGGAUGCGGCCGCCCAACGGGACUCGGCGGCGAGGAAAGACGUGAAGGCCUGUGGUGUGUGCGAGGUGGCGCAACGGCGUGAUUUCUUCUCGCAAAAAAUGCGGAAUGGAGUGGCCGAUCGUGACCGCAAAUGCAUGCGCUGCGUCAGCGCUGGGGCUGCACAGCGGAACACAGAUGCGAGGAAGGACGUGAGGGCCUGCGUGGUGUGCGAGGUAGCGCAGCGGCGUGAAUACUUUUCGAAUUGGAUGUGGGAGUGCGCGGGGGAUCAGCACCGCAAGUGCAAGCGCUGCAUCGAUGGCGCAAAGCUGGAGCGAGGGAAGUGGAAAUGUGUAGAAUGUAAGGGCGCUUUCGGGAGGGAGCACUACAGCAACUGGUCGGCUGGACGAUCGACGCAGAAGGCGAAUGGCAAGCAGAGAUGCAACAUAUGUUGUGCUGGCCAAGAGCGCAAACGGAAGGAA